AUGGCGGCCCGGGCUCAUGACGUGGCGGCGCUGGCGUACCGCGGGAAGUCCGCCUGCCUCAACUUCGCCGACUCCGCCUGGCGCCUCCCGGUUCCUUCUUCCACCGACCAGAUCGAAAUCAGGCGGGCGGCGGCGGAGGCAGCCGAGUUGUUUCGCCCCCGCUCCCCCGCGGCGGCGCCGGCGGCGGAUGAACGGGAUUAUAGUACAGGUGAGAAUGGUGGGACUGAUGACAGUGAUGUUGACGUGUUCAGUUAUGUGGAGGAGGUGGAACUGGUGCGGAUGCCGGAGUUGCUGCCGGAGAUGGUGGAAGGGCUGCUUAUUAUGUCGCCGACGGCGAGCUACGGAGCCGAAAGCGACGGGUGGAGCUACGUGGAGAGCUGCGGUAAUGAUAAUAAUGAUGAUGCUGUUGCUGAUUAUGAUUGGUCGCUCUGGAAUUAUUAG
Molecule: messenger RNA, 441 nt
Organism: Linum tenue
Lineage: Eukaryota; Viridiplantae; Streptophyta; Magnoliopsida; Malpighiales; Linaceae
Source: the annotation of a GenBank genome assembly